AUGCCCAAGAAUCAACACGUCUCCGGCAACAAUGUCAUUCAGACGAAGGGUGACGGAACCCAGAUCAGGAAGAGCAACAACGCUGUAAGUCACUGCCGACUAUUCGAGCCACUUUCCGGCCGACAGAGUGGGCUAGGCUCAUGCUUUGCCCACCCUUGCUGGCCUCACACCAGGUCGUCAAUGGCUAUAACGACCUCUUAAAUGAACCCAACAAAUUCAACGGAAAGACGUGA
Microbotryum saponariae is the source of this 233-nucleotide messenger RNA. The record is from the annotation of a GenBank genome assembly. NCBI's taxonomy places the organism in Eukaryota, Fungi, Basidiomycota, Microbotryomycetes, Microbotryales, Microbotryaceae.